GGCUGUCAAGGAACUGUACUAUGAGAACCAACUACGCUGGCGAGAUCCUCGAGAAUGGCGAGACAAGCUGCCGCGCUAGUAUCUCACAUGAAUCGUCUCAAGGCGACAGGCUGCACAGAGCACAUCGUCAGGCACAAAGGGCACCGCCUCAUUUUCCACCAACAAAGGUCCCGCAUCUAUCUUGACUUUUGCGAUUACGGGGAUCUAUGGAGCUUGUUAGAGAAGUAUCCACUCGAGGAUGGCGAAGCAAACAAAUCAAAAAAAAUGAAAAUAAAGACACGAUCACAGAAGGGAAAAAAGCCUGUUGAAACGGAGCUGCCAGAAAGAUGGAUUUGGCACUGCUUCUAUGCGAUCGUGGAUGCUUGCCUAGUAAUGAGAGACGGCGUUAAGGAGCCUAAGAAGGAGGGCUGGCGAGAGAUUAUACAUUGUGACUUGAAGCCACAAAAUAUCCUUCUCAUCCCGCCUCGUGAAGAAGGAACGGCAAUUGGAAACGGAAAAGGAAAGGCAAAGGCUGUUGAGGAGAAUAGUGAGAUGCCACUAAUCAAACGGCCGAACUGGCCGACGGCUGUGGUUACCGACUUUGGAGUUGCGUUCGAUGAUGGCCCAGAAAACCCUCGGGAAUACCUCGAGGGCGGUACUUUCCAUCUGAGACCCCCUGAACAUCGCCGCGAAUAUUGGAACAAGAAAGAGUAUCGCGAAAAACGUAUGGAUUCAAAAGCCAACGUUUGGGGAAUGGGAGCUAUCAUUUGGUGUUUAAUCACGAAUUCUUCCUUUUCUGGCCCUAUCGAGGAGUCUGAGGGAAUACCAGAAGAUACCAGUGAUAGACAGGACAUGACGAGAUGGCUUGACCACAACGAGCACUAUAUUUGGGGCACAGAGUAUAAUCUUUCAGAAGAGGAUUACGAAACGGCUCAAAUCCUGCUAGACAGCGGCUUUCCAAUGGCUUCAAGAUAUUCCAAAGAACUGAGGGAACUAGUACGGCGAUGCCUGCGGUUCCGAGCAGAGGACAGACCUACUCUGGAUGAUCUGAUGGCCGCGAUCGUUCCCAAUGUACCGCACGGUGAUGAUCCCCCGGACUUAUUAUUCGGCGAACAAACGUACAGACCGGGCACUAGAUUAAUUGUUCAGGCAGCUGGAGCACCCGAGGUUAUCAGAAGACUCUAGAUAAAACCAUUAGGGCCUACCCACUAAAAGCCGC
Messenger RNA from Mytilinidion resinicola, 1198 nucleotides. RefSeq names its product kinase-like protein. Gene Ontology annotation, molecular function: ATP binding; protein kinase activity. The record is from RefSeq and is a predicted model, not a curated record. Bases 55 to 1164 code for a protein of 369 amino acids. NCBI's taxonomy places the organism in Eukaryota, Fungi, Ascomycota, Dothideomycetes, Mytilinidiales, Mytilinidiaceae. Gene Ontology annotation, biological process: protein phosphorylation. The transcript has 4 exons.